Messenger RNA from Aspergillus sclerotioniger CBS 115572, 750 nucleotides. RefSeq lists its product as uncharacterized. The coding region runs from base 168 to 581 and encodes 137 amino acids. The record is from RefSeq and is a predicted model, not a curated record. Lineage: Eukaryota; Fungi; Ascomycota; Eurotiomycetes; Eurotiales; Aspergillaceae. The transcript has a single exon.
CACCGAGAUGGCAGUAAUCGCGACUGACAAAAUCCCAUGAACAACAGCCAACACCUCGGUCAACAAACUGUGAGAAGUCACUACCUACUUGCUUAAACCGACCUGUCCAAGAAACAUCUUCAUUUACCUGCCCGGAGAACGCCCGCUUACAGCAAGCCUACAUCAACAUGGAUCAGCAACUCCCUCUCUCCCCGCCUUCUGAACCGACGCCUUCUCCCACAGCCAAGCCGGUUCCGCUGGACUCCCCGAUCCGCACCACGGCAAUCCACGAACUGCUCCCUGAGAUCCGUAUACCGGGGGAGCCUCUUCCACCACACAAAUACCAUCCAGUUACUUGCAUUCCUAUCGAUGAGGAGGAAGUACGCGCUCAGAUUGAAAAGCUACGCCAGGAAUUCCCAUCCCCGGAGGCGGCGUUGAAGGCCCAAGAGCAAGUCGCAAGAGAACUGAAACAGAAGCUGCAAGACGCCGAGAAAAAACGCGAAGAUGUUCAGAAAGCCAUGGAUAAGAAGAUCAAGGAACGUAAUACCGAAAUGAAGGUCUUGUCGAAGUUCCAAGACAAGCCUUCGGCCAUUGCAUCUUAAGGUCCGUUUCGACUCAGAAGCUUUACAAUAUACCAUACGAAGAUUCUCAACCAGAGCGGCUUGCCAAAUGGUCACGAUUUUUCUCCUCGCCGGAAAAUACUGCGAUGAUGCGAAGUGCCGUGCGACUGAGGAAUGAUCAAAUUACCACAUGGCGCUCAACGGGCUUGAG